AGCCAACUGAAUAAAGGGUUCAAUCAAGCACGGACCUGAAAUUGUAUACCCAGCCGUGCAUUAUAAAUGAACGUUACACGGAUUGCCGUCGAAGACAGAAUAUAGAUGGCCAGCUACAAGUAUGUUUACUUUGCUCUGAGGGGGAGGGGGGAACUCAUCAGAAUGGUGUUCAGACUGGCCAGGGUGGAGUUCCAGGAUGAACGGGUGGACUUAGAAGACUGGAAACAUAUUAAACAUAACACACCAACUGGCGAGCUGCCUUAUUUGGAGGUUAAUGGGAAACGUCUCACCCAGAGCCUAACCAUAGCACGCUAUUUGGCACGUGAGUUUGGGCUGGCGGGAGGCAGUAACUGGGAACAGGCCCUAGUAGAGCAGGUCGUAGACACUUGUGACGACUUACGGGCAGAAAACGCCAAGAUCAUUCACGAAAGGGACAAAAACAAACUGAAUGAACUUAAAUUAAAAAUGAACGAUGUAAUCCUACCUAGAUACCUGGAUAGACUCAGCAGCUUCCUGAAGCAGCAUGGCGACAAAUAUUUCGUGGGAUCAGAGAUUACAUUAGCAGACCUAGCAGUACAUGAAGUGAUGACUACUUUCCUUCAGGAGGACCCAUCUGUUUUAGAUAAAUAUGAAGCUUUGACAGAACAUCGGCGGCUCAUAGAACAUCACCCGAAUCUAGAACAGUACCUAGCUGACAGACCAGUCACAAUCGUGUAAAUUGGACGAUUUUUUUUUAUCAAGGACUGGAGUCCCUACUCAACCAACACGUAAAAAGUUUGCAAGGGAUGUGGUCAUGGUGCUUUUUGUAUGAAAUUUUACAUAUAUUAUGCAUGUUUUAUAAACAGUCCAAGAAUACUUAUCAUAUGGUUAAAAUGGGGAUUAAUUGUUUUGGUUUUUAAAUGAUUAUACAUGUAUAUAGAUUAUUAAAAAGUGAAGAUUAAAAAGAAUUAUGUUGGAUUUUAUAUAAAACUGCUAUCCUUCCUUGUGUUUUUAAAAUUUGAUAUUUUAUGCACAUUUAUAUAUAACGAUCGAAUUAUCUGAUUUCUAUUGUUCUUGACAUAACUGCCUCAUUUAAAGUCUUACACGUAUGUGUUGCAGACAUGCAUAUUGUUCUGACAUUAAUAUAAUUGCAAAAAUUUAAUUCAUGCAAAACUUUUUAGGAAAUUCAUGUGAUAUUUUGUGAUUGGUUAUUUAUUGUAAUGUAAUUAUGUACUUUUUUUAUGUUUACUUUUUUUUUCUGAUCACAUUUUGUCCGUCGUCCGUCCGUCCGUCUGUAAACUUUUCACAUUUUCGACUUCUUCCCAAGAACCACUGGUCUAAUUCUAACCAAACUUCGUACAAAGCAUACUUGGGUAAAGGGGAGUAAAAAUUGUUAAAACCAAGGGCCAAGUUUCUUUACAAGGGGAGAUAAUCCAGAAAAGACAAAAAUAGGGUGGGGUCAUUAAAAAAUCUUCUUCUCAAGAACCACUGGGCCAGAAAAGCUGAAACUUAUGUGAAAGCAACCUAGGGUAGUGUAGAUUCUAAAUUGUUCAAAUCAAGACCCCCGGGGGUAGGGUGGGGCCACAAUAAGGAAUAAAAGUUUUACAUAGAAACAUAUAGGGAAAAACUUUAAAAAUCUUCUUCUCAAGAACCACUGGGCCAGAAAAGCUGAAACUUAAGUGGAAGCAUCCUGGGGUAGUGUAGAUUCUCAAUUGUCCAAAUCAUGACCCUCGGGGGUAGGGCGGGGCCACAAUAGUGAAUCAAAGUUUAACAUAGAAAUAUAUAGGGAAAAACUUUUUUUUAAUUUUCUCAGGAAAUACUGGGCCAGAAAAGCUGAAACUUAUGUGGAAGCAUCCUGGGGUAGUGAAGAUUUUAACUUCUUCAGAUCAUGAUCCACCGGGGUAGGGCGGGGCCACAAAAGGGAAUCAACGUUUUAUAUAGAAAUGUAUAGGGAAAAAAAAUUAAAAAUCUUCUUCUCAAGAACCAUUCGGCCAGAAAAGCUGAAACUUAUGUGGAAGCAUCCUGAGGUAAUGUGGAUUCUAAUUUGUUCAAAUCAUGACCCCGGGGGUAGGGCAAGGCCACAAUAGGGAACACAAGUUUUAAAUUGAAAUAUAUAAGAAAAUACUUUAAAAAUCUUCUUCACAGGAACUACUGGGCCAGAAAAGCUGAAACUUAUGUGGAAGCAUCCGUGUGUAGUGUAGAUUUUAAAUUGUUCAAAUUAUGCGCUAAUGUGGUAGGGUUGGGUCACAAUAUGUACUACAAGGGGGAAUUUGGUAAAGAACAGCUUGGUCAACGCUACUCAGGUGAGCGAUGUGGCCCAUGGGCAUCUUGUUUAAUUUAUCAUUUUAUUUUUAUGUCCUAUAAUUGGAGAUUCAGAGUA
Saccostrea cuccullata (small rock oyster) is the source of this 2359-nucleotide messenger RNA. RefSeq names its product probable glutathione S-transferase 9. The transcript has 6 exons. Lineage: Eukaryota; Metazoa; Mollusca; Bivalvia; Ostreida; Ostreidae. The record is from RefSeq and is a predicted model, not a curated record. Gene Ontology annotation, biological process: glutathione metabolic process. Bases 106 to 717 code for a protein of 203 amino acids. Gene Ontology annotation, molecular function: glutathione transferase activity.